AUGGACUCGGCGAUAGAAUCCCAAUUUCGCUCCGGCUACAUCAACGGCAGCGCCAACGGCCACUCGAGGCCUUCGUCCAAGGUCGCCACGAAUGGUACCAUUGAAGGCCUGCUGUCACGCCAGAACAAUGAGACAAGACGCGUGGGCUUGUUCGGGGACGAAGAUGAGGAAACGGACUCGCAUACCGAGUCAUCCGUCACAAGCCCGUCGUCGGUAACAUCGCCUCCGUACUGGCUCGGCCACCAUCAGCGGUCGGUAUCCAACAUGUCGGCCGAAUCGAUUCUUCCCGACGGCGCAAUCACGAUGCACGACAACGAAGCGAGCGAUGUCAACGGUCGCAACCGAGCCUGUUGGGCCAAGAGCGUCGAGAUUACCGACUACGUCGUGGUGAACGGCAGCGCGACCAACAUCGGGGCAUUUGUCGUUUGGAACAUCAAGGUCGAGACGCUUCAAGGGAGCUACAUGAAUAUCCGCAAGCGAUAUUCCGAGUUUGACGACCUCCGCGAGAACCUUGUCAAAACGUUCCCCAACUUUGAGGCAGCCGUACCUCCGCUUCCUCCCAAGAGCGUGAUAUCGAAGUUUCGACCGAGAUUCCUUGACAAGAGGAGAUCAGGUCUCCAAUACUUUCUCAAGUACGUCAACGCGACAUGGAGGCUGCAUAUCUGUGUGCGUAUUGUGUCCGUUCGUUGCUAA
This is a messenger RNA of Colletotrichum higginsianum IMI 349063, 693 nucleotides long. RefSeq names its product PX domain-containing protein. Gene Ontology annotation, cellular component: endosome. Gene Ontology annotation, molecular function: phosphatidylinositol-3-phosphate binding. NCBI's taxonomy places the organism in Eukaryota, Fungi, Ascomycota, Sordariomycetes, Glomerellales, Glomerellaceae. The record is from RefSeq and is a predicted model, not a curated record. Bases 1 to 693 code for a protein of 230 amino acids. The transcript has 2 exons.